AUGCGUAGGUAUGGGGUUGGAUUGUGGUUAGUUGGGCUAGUUAGUUUGGGAGUGGUGCUAGGUACUGCUUUAGCGGAGAAUAUUGAGUUAAACCAAUGGCGAGAACAGUCGAGCAGGAGAGACCAUGCAGCUGAGAUCGGUGACUUGUCACCGCAGAUACCAAAAAAGGGCACAAUACAGAGACAGACUAAAGACUUAGAAAGGAAAUGCUUUUGGCGUUUACAGCAUAUGUGGUCCUGUUGUAGUCAACGGCCUAUUUUCAUGUUUCUUAUCUUUGCACUAUCAGUGGCCUCGAUUAUUAUCUUAAUUGCGAUCUUUCAGAACGUGCAGUUAGUGGUUUUAAGAAAAGUAGCUGAGUUAUGCGCGGCAAUAUCGUUCAAACACGAAUACAUCUGCAAUGACUUGAAAACAGGGGUUUACGUGCUUAAUUUCCCACUUAAGAACUUGUCCACUGAUAGAUUAAUAGGAGAGGUGCCGAUCUGUGCACUGCCAACCACGAUUAAGCUGGACGAAGGCAUACCCGUAGGUAGCAAUGUUUCCUAUGCUCCUGCUGGAGUUAAAGGCAGGGUGUUUGGGCUGACGGCUGAUUAUAUCACCGGGGAGUUCAUGAAAAGAUACUUUCAUCCCAACGGAUCCCACUACCUAAACCAAAGUGCGCUGGAUCAACCGGACGGAAUGAAUAGGAAUUUCGUGCUUAAUGUUUGGAAUGCAUUAUACGAAGUCAAUCCCGUGGAAUACACAAAUAUAGCUCAUAAGAUUAUAAGGCAGGGUGCAUUGAAUAUGAGAGGACAUAGUGAUGACGAGGAUGGUGAGGAAUAA
Nematocida homosporus is the source of this 819-nucleotide messenger RNA. RefSeq lists its product as uncharacterized. The coding region runs from base 1 to 819 and encodes 272 amino acids. NCBI's taxonomy places the organism in Eukaryota, Fungi, Microsporidia. The transcript has a single exon. The record is from RefSeq and is a predicted model, not a curated record.